UCACUAUUCCCCCACUAUUUUUCCGCAUCGGUCGUCCAUUUUUCAUACGACUCCAAAGGAAAAAUAAGUUUGUAAAUUAAAUUAAAAAAAAACAUCAAAGCCUCAGCAAUCGGGACGCAAAAAUCAAAAAUUAAAAGCUAAGAACUCAUGACAGUGCAUUUCAGUGGCCUUUAAAAAUACUGCUCAAACCAAUACUAAGCAAUACUAUUAUAAUUUAAUACGAUUCGAUUCAUAUUAAAACUGAAACUGAAAAGGCUCAUAUCUCGUAGAAUAAAAUAAAAGUAAAUAAAGUGAAUGUGAAGUGGUGCAAAAACUGAACUGAAAUACGUAUAUACCCAAUUAAUAUUCGUCGUCGUCGUUGUCUGCCCCAUCCUCGUCGUCAUUGUUGUCAAAGUUUCAAGAACUAGUUAAAGAAAAAAGAAAAAGAUAAUCAUAGCCAUGGCCUGUGCAACACUUAAACGUUCCCUGGACUGGGAAUCAAUGAACCAGCGGCCCACCAAACGUCGUCGUUGCAAUCCUUUCGGUCAACCGGCAGGCAGCGGUUCACCCUCACGCGAUCGCGAUGGACCAAGCACUUCAUUGGGUGUGCCCCACACACCGAGCAAUCGUUUUGCCAAAGACAGCACUGAACCAAGCCCCUUCUCAGAGGUUGCUUUGGCCAAAAUGUCACCAGACAAAAUGGCCGAGAAUUUGUGCAAUGAAAUCAAAAGACUGCACAAACGCAAACAAUUGCCCAUCACAGGAGCCGCAUUGGAACGCAUGCAAGACUCGGAAUCGAGCGGCUCUGAAAUGGGCCCGGAGAGCCCACGCCGCCCGGACAGCCCACCGAACCUAAUGCUGCGUCCCCAUGGCGAGAAGGCUCUGUUCACAUUUAAACAGGUGCAGCUCAUAUGCGAGAAUAUGAUCAAGGAGCGUGAGAAUAAACUACGCGAACGUUAUGAGUCUGUGCUGACCACCAAACUGGCUGAGCAAUACGAUGCCUUUGUUAAAUUCACAUAUGAUCAAAUCCAACGUCGCUAUGAGGCAGCGCCUAGCUAUUUGUCGUAAGACUUAUAUAAAACAAAAAACAAAACAACUGUAACAAAAAACAACUACGAUCUUAUGUGACGGUAGAGAAGAAUACCGCAGCAGCAGCAGCAACAACAGCCCUCAUUUAAACUAAACAAAACAAAGAAGAAGAAAAAAAAAAACAAAAAAAAGCAAAAAACAAAAAAAAAACAACAAACAACAAACAAACAAAAAGAAAAACAAAUAACAAACAAAAGAACUACAUGCAUUGUGUUUAUGAUAUAUUUUGAAAUAAAAUCAGACAAGUUAUAGUUUACAGUUAGAAUAACAUAUUCUUAUAUGCAUAUAUAUAGGUAUACAAAUAUAUAUAUGCAUAUACGAAGGAGAAACAAAACAAAACACAAAAGAACCGCUUACAAUCUUGUUAAACAUUUACGUUUUCAUACCAACAAAAAUUCUAAAUAAAAAUGACAAAUAUCGAAAACAUAUAUAUAUAUAUAUCUAAAUAUAUAUAUAUUAAGGAAACAAAAAGAUAGAGAGAGAGAGAUGCAAAAACAAACUAAGUAUAUAGAGACACACUGCAGAACAGGGUGCCCAAACCCAAGAGAAAAAGGACAUAAAUCGCCUUUGGCACACAUGCAAAACCGUUAAACAUGAAUAAUAUUAAUGCAAUUCAAAUGAAACCUCAAAACAAUAGCUUAGCAAUACGAUCACAUUAAAAAAACAAACAAAAACAAAAAAAAAAA
Messenger RNA from Drosophila willistoni, 1754 nucleotides. Its product is annotated as akirin. Lineage: Eukaryota; Metazoa; Arthropoda; Insecta; Diptera; Drosophilidae. Gene Ontology annotation, biological process: positive regulation of innate immune response; positive regulation of transcription by RNA polymerase II. Gene Ontology annotation, molecular function: transcription coregulator activity. The record is from RefSeq and is a predicted model, not a curated record. Gene Ontology annotation, cellular component: nucleus; chromatin. Bases 439 to 1047 code for a protein of 202 amino acids. The transcript has 4 exons.